UAUGGAUGUUUCAUGAGCGAAUGAAUGUAAAAACGAGACGUUUUGACAGCAUAGCGCUCAUCCGAGAGGGUUUUCCCGCCAGAAAAAAAGGGGAAAUUUAUGUCUUCAAAUCCAUCCCCACUCUUGCAAAAUACCCAUUCAUCGCCUGUGCCUGCAAGCAGUGGAACCAAGCACGACGCCAUCACGAGCCUCACAAACCCAAAGAUUGCCCUCUGAAACCCGGCUUUGUUCUUCCACCUCUCCGGCAAGCGGGCCAUGCCGGAAUCUUCCGUCCACGGCCGCCGGAGUCGUGCCAAAGGCCAGGAUGUUGCUGUCCGUGCAGAGGCCCUGGAACGCCUCAAGACCCUCCGUAGAUCUGGAGGGCGGCGGUCCGCUGCUGGCGUCGGCUUUCAGAUCAAAAUGGAGGAGCCAAUCUACGACACAGUCGAAGAGGACGACUACGAUGCCCUUGUUGCCCGCCGACGUGAAGAUGUAGGGGGGUUUAUCGUCGACGACGAUGGCCUCGGAUACGCUGACGACGGUCAUGAGGUGGAUUGGUCGAACCCUAGCCUCGCUUACUCCUCUGACGAGGAAUCUUUAGAAGGCCAAGAGGAGAAACAAAUUAAGAAGAAAGCGGCGAAGAAGAAGGAGAACGCGGUUAAGAAAGCACCACCUUCUUCUCUAUCGGCUGCGGCCUCGCUGAUGGGAAAGCAGCGGCUUUCUUCGAUGUUCACUUCUUCGGUCUUUAAGAAGAAUGAUCGGGCGAAGGGGCCUCCAGUUUCCUCCGAUAGUUUAAUUGACGAUCUUAUUGCUGAGUUCGCUCCGGACGAGACCGAUCGAGAGAAGAGGCGAAGGGGCUCUGCCACGGGACCACGAAGUUCUGCCUUACCUUCUAUUGUACCGAUCAAGUCGGAGAUGAGUCUUAUCCUAGUACCCGAAUCGGCUUCCAAUGCUGAAUUCAUGGCGCAGGUUCAGGAUAAUGACAAUGAGGAUUACGGACAAGAUGCUACAAUAGACGAGAAGGAUGCGUGCAUACAAUUCGUGGUCGAAGAGGGGGAGACGGCUAAAUUAGUUGCGGGUAAGGCAAGCAUCAGCGAGGACGUGGAAGCAGAAGCAAGAUCCAACGAUAAGGGCUUUUCACUGAACGCAAAGAUAAAGAAGGAAGACGAAAAAAUUGUGGCUAGUGCCACUGCUGGGUGGAAGGCAGUCUGCAGCGAAGAAGGAUGUGGUGUAGGGAUUAAGGUUGAAUCGAAUGGAAAUGUGGACGAGAAGUCUGAGUUUGAGCUAGAUUCUGAUGGAUCUUUGCCUUUCUAUAUAAUCGAUGCUCACGAGGAAUCUUAUGGUGCCAAUAUGGGAAAUUUAUAUCUUUUUGGGAAGGUUAAAGCAGCUGGUACAUAUCAUAGUUGUUGUGUGGUCGUAAAGAACAUGCAGAGAUGUUUGUAUGUUAUCCCUAGGAGCUCUGUGUUUCCUAACGACAAAGUAGCAGACAUUGAGAGAAAUUUUCCGGAUUCUCCUUCAGCUUCUCGUGGAGCUCUCCAAGAGAUGGCAUCCGAAUUGAAAAAUGAAAUAACAGAAAGAUUGUUGGAUCUUAACGUUUCAGCAAUUUCCAUGCUGCCUGUUAAGCGUGGUUAUGCAUUUGAGCGCGGUGACAUACCUAGAGGACAAUAUUAUGUCGUUAAGGUCAGAUAUCCAUUCAAGGAUCCACCUCUCCCAGCAGAUCUCAAGGGUGAAAACUUUAUUGCACUACUAGGGACUCAGUGCAGUGCUCUGGAGCUGUUUUUAAUUAAAAGGAAAAUUAAGGGCCCCUCCUGGUUAUCAAUUUCAAGGUUUGUCAGCAGCACAGCUUCUGAAAAGGUCAGCUGGUGCAAAUUUGAAGUUGUGGUUAAUUGCUCCAAGGAUAUAGCUGGCUGUAGCUCAAAUAAUUUUAUGGAAAUUCCUCCAGUAAUAGUCGCGGCAAUAAACCUAAAGACUAUCAUCACCGAGAAAAAUGCUAAUGAAAUUGUCUCAGCAGCUGUGGUCUGUUGUCACAAGGCAAAGGUUGAUGGCCCAAUGAUGGCUUCUGAAUGGAAAAGAAAGGGAAUGCUUAGCCAUUUUUCUAUCAUUCGAAAGCUUGAUGGAGAUAUAUUCCCAAUCGGUCUUCAAAAAGAGGUUGCUGAUAGAAACUCAAAGGCUGGCACAAAUAUAUUGGCAUUAGAAAGCAGUGAAAGAGCCUUGUUAAAUCGUUUGAUGAUUGAACUCCAUAAAUUGGAUUGCGAUGUGCUUGUUGGACACAACAUUUCUGGUUUUGAUCUUGAUGUUCUUCUCCAUCGAGCACAGGCUUGUAAGGUACCUAGCAGCAUGUGGUCUAAGUUAGGCCGUCUCAAGCGUUCUAUGAUGCCUAAGCUUACUAAAGGGAGUGUGCUUUAUGGAUCUGGAGCUAGUUCAGGAAUCAUGUCCUGCGUUGCAGGACGACUUUUAUGUGAUACCUAUUUGAGUUCUCGAGAUCUCUUGAAGGAGGUAAGCUAUUCGUUGACACAACUCGCGAAAACUCAACUUAAUAAAGAUAGGAAGGAGAUUAACCCUCAUGAUAUUCCUGUGAUGUUCCAAACAUCAGCUGCACUGCUUCAAUUGGUUGAAUAUGGAGAGACUGAUGCUUGGCUAUCUCUGGAACUUAUGUUUUAUCUGAGUGUUCUUCCCUUGACAAGGCAGCUAACAAACAUCAGUGGCAAUCUCUGGGGAAAAACUCUCCAGGGCGCACGAGCACAACGGGUGGAAUACUUAUUAUUGCAUGCUUUUCAUGCAAAAAAGUACAUGGUGCCUGACAAAUUUUCUGCUCGAAGAAUUGAGUCAACUACAAAUAAAAGAAAAAUAACAGCUGGUUUGGAUGGUGAGGAUGCUGAUGACUUAAAUUACGCUGCCCUUGAUAUUGAAAGUCAUGUUCAUGGAAAAGGGAGAAAAAGCCCUGCAUACUCUGGUGGGUUAGUUUUGGAACCUAAGAAGGGUUUAUAUGACAAAUACAUAUUACUUCUGGACUUUAAUAGCCUUUACCCUUCUAUUAUUCAGGAGUACAAUAUUUGCUUUACUACAGUUGAAAGGCCCAGUGAUGAUAUAGUUCCAAAUUUACCAUCAUCCAAGAAUGCUGGGAUCUUACCUGAGUUGUUGAGAAACCUGGUUGAAAGGAGAAGAACAGUAAAGAAAUUGCUGAAGAAUGCUUCUGGUGUCAAAGUACAACAACUUGAUAUCCAACAGCAAGCGUUGAAGCUAACUGCUAACAGUAUGUAUGGUUGUUUGGGCUUUUCCAAUUCAAGAUUUUAUGCAAAACCAAUUGCAGAGCUCAUAACUUCACAAGGAAGAGAGAUUUUGCAGAGCACCGUGGAUCUGGUCCAGAACAACCUGAACCUAGAGGUGGUUUAUGGAGAUACAGAUUCUAUCAUGAUCUAUAGUGGGUUGGAUGACAUUUCUAAAGCUAAAGCAAUUGCGGCCAAAGUCAUUCAAGAGGUUAACAAGAAAUAUCGUUGUCUGGAGAUUGACCUUGAUGGCUUAUACAAGAGAAUGCUUCUUCUUAAGAAGAAGAAAUAUGCUGCUGUUAAAGUACAAUUCAAGGACGGAAUAGCCUAUGAGGCUAUUGAACGCAAGGGUCUUGAUAUGGUUCGGCGUGAUUGGAGUCUGUUAUCAAAAGAAAUAGGUGAUUUCUGUCUCAACCAGAUAUUAUCUGGAGGGACUUGUGAUGAUGUUGUCGAGUCAAUUCAUGGUUAUCUGAUGAAGGUGCAAGGAGAAAUAAGGAAGGGAGAGGUUGCACUUGAAAAGUUCGUUAUCACAAAGAGCUUAACAAAACCACCUGAAGAUUAUCCAGAUGCUAAAAACCAACCUCAUGUGCAGGUGGCUCUAAGAUUGAAGAAAAAUGGCUACUCCUCUUGUUCGGCUGGUGACACAAUCCCUUAUGUUAUUUGCUGUCAGCAGGACGUUUCUUCUGGUUCCUCCAGUGGAAUAGCACAAAGAGCCAGGCAUCCCGAGGAACUGACAAGAGACAAUGGUGAAUGGAUGAUCGACAUUGACUAUUACUUGUCACAACAGAUUCAUCCUGUAGUUUCACGUUUAUGCGCUUCCAUUCAAGGCACCAGCCCAGCAAGACUAGCUGAUUGUCUUGGGCUUGAUUCGUCAAAGUUCCAACACAAGUCAUCGGAUGUUGGCAGUAAGGAUUCUUCAAACGAAAUUCUGUCUGUAAUAAAUGAUGACGAGAGAUAUCAUGGCUGCAAGCCACUCCGGUUAUCAUGCCCAAGCUGCUCUAGUUCGUUUGACUGCCCUCCUGUAUCAAGCUUCUUUUCUUCCAGGAGCAAUGAAAGCACCUCUGAUUCCCAGGCUGAAUUGAAAUCAGAUGUAAAUUUUUGGCACAGAAUGCGAUGCUCGAGAUGCCCUGAUGAUGUUGAUGGUUGCAAAAUAACACCAGCAAUGAUAGCUAAUCAGGUGAAGAGGCAGGCAGAUUAUUUCAUCUCCUUGUACUAUAAAGGCCUGAUGACGUGUGAUGAUGAGAUGUGUAAAUACACUACACGAGGCUUGAACCUUAGAGUGAUAGGUGAAUCUGAAAGAGGAACUGUCUGUCCAAAUUAUCCUCGCUGCAACGGUCGUCUUGUGAGACAGUACAAUGAGGCAGACUUGUAUAGGCAACUUUCUUACUUUUGCUAUGUUCUGGAUGUUGCAAGGUGCAUUGAGAAGCUGGAUAAAAAGUUCAUUGCAGAGUUUGAGAAGGAUUUUCCAGUCAUCGUCCAUUCUGCGGUUGAUCUUGGACUACCGGUGAUACAGAAGACCCGAGAUCGAUGUGCCUAUGGUUGGGUGCACCUGAAGGAUUUAAUCGUGUCGGUCUGACUCGGCAUGCAUUUGGCCCUGUUUCAUGCCUGUAAACUAUUUAAUUUUAUUAUCAAUAAGUCACUAAAUGAGUCUG
Molecule: messenger RNA, 4897 nt
Organism: Phalaenopsis equestris
Lineage: Eukaryota; Viridiplantae; Streptophyta; Magnoliopsida; Asparagales; Orchidaceae
Product: DNA polymerase alpha catalytic subunit
Biological process (GO): leading strand elongation; lagging strand elongation; DNA replication
Cellular component (GO): alpha DNA polymerase:primase complex
Molecular function (GO): DNA replication origin binding; chromatin binding; purine nucleotide binding
Source: RefSeq, a predicted model, not a curated record